Molecule: messenger RNA, 1610 nt
Organism: Echinops telfairi (small Madagascar hedgehog)
Lineage: Eukaryota; Metazoa; Chordata; Mammalia; Afrosoricida; Tenrecidae
Gene: KPTN
Product: kaptin, actin binding protein
Exons: 12
Coding region: 63-1472 (469 amino acids)
Biological process (GO): actin filament organization; negative regulation of TORC1 signaling; cellular response to amino acid starvation
Cellular component (GO): actin cytoskeleton; KICSTOR complex; lamellipodium
Molecular function (GO): actin filament binding
Source: RefSeq, a predicted model, not a curated record
GGGAGCGGUGGGUAAGGUAGGCUGGCAGCGGUGAGAACUACAGUGAGUGCCUGAGGUUCGCGAUGGGGGACGCGGCUAUGGCCGCGGGGCCUUGCCCACUGCGCGAGGACAGCUUCACGCGCUUCUCGUCGCAGAGCAACGUGUACGGCCUGGCGGGCGGCGCGAGCGGGCGCGGGGAGCUCCUCGCGGCCACCCUUAAAGGCAAGGUGCUCGGCUUCCGCUACCAAGACCUCCGACAGAAAAUCCGGCCUGUGGCCAAGGAGCUGCAGUUCAACUACAUCCCUGAAAUGCUGAACUGUCCCCUGGCAGUGGACGCAGAGAUUGUCUCCAUCGAUACCUUCAACAAGUCGCCACCAAAGCGGGGCCUGGUCGUAGGGAUCACGUUCAUAAAGGACUCGGGGGACAAGGGCAGCCCCUUCCUCAACAUUUACUGCGACUACGAGCCUGGCUCUGAGUACAACCUUGAUUCCAUCGCCCAGAGCUGCCUGAACCUGGAGCUGCAGUUCACCCCUUUCCAGCUGUGCCACGCGGCGGUCCAGAUUGGGGACCAGCUGGAGACUGUGUUUCUUCUGAGUGGGAACAACCCAGCCAUACAUCUCUACAAGGAGAACGAGGGGCUGCAUCAGUUCGAGGAGCAGCCGGUGGAAAACCUCUUCCCAGAGCUCACGAAUCUCACCAGUAGUGUCCUCUGGCUUGAUGUCCACAACCUGCCGGGCACCUCUCGACGGCUCACUGCCCUCGGCUGUCAGAACGGCUCUGUGCGCGUGGCCCACGUGGACCAGCAGAGUCGUGAGGUUUUGCAGACCUGGACGAUCCUGCAGGACGGUCCCAUCUCCCGUGUGAUUGUGUUCAGCCUUUCAGCCCCUGAGGAGAUCAAGGAGCACCCACUGAGGGAAGAAUACAGCGUCCUUGUGGCCAGCAUGUUGGAGCCAGCGGUGGUGUACAGGGACCUGCUGCACCGGGGUCUCAAGGACCAGCUUCUCCUCCCAGGCAGUGACCAGUUUGACAGCGUCCUCUGUGGCUUGGUCACUGAUAUAGAUUUGGACGGGCGGCUGGAAGUUCUAGUGGCCACCUAUGGACAGGAGCUGCUCUGUUACAAGUACUGGGGCCCGGAGUCCGGGCUGCCCGAGGCUGAACAUGAGUUCCGCCUGCUAUGGCAGCGGAGUUUCUCCAGCCCGCUGCUGGCCAUGGCUCACGUGGACCUGACGGGGGACGGCCUCCGGGAGCUGGCUGUGGUCUCCUUGAAGGGCGUGCACAUCCUGCAGCCUGAUCCAGGCUUCAGAGCUGGUCCUGACCCGGCUUCGGCGCCAAGUGGAGCAGAAGAGAUGUCAGCAUCAGCAAGGCCUGGAGACCCCGGGCUCCUGAGGGCCUGCCACCCACCUUCUCCAGAUCUCCAUCCCCUGGGGUGGUGUCUUCUCAGAGUUCCCUCUCUGGCUCUGCCGCCCCCUGAUGUGCCACGUGGACCUGGCUGACCCGCUGCUGUACCCCGUGCCUCGGUUUCCCCACUCACAAUCAAGACUGCCUUCAGCCGGCCGGCCUCCACUCAGGACGAGAAUGUGUCCGUGGGCCAAUACGUGUACUUCUAGCCCAACAAAGCUCCCCCGCCUGCC